CCUCACCACCGACUUCCGGCAUGUGAAAAACGGACCGCCCUCUUCUUUCUCCAGGCCAUUGGGUUUCUGCGAGCUGUGCUGUGCGCCUCGUCACCGACACGCGACCUCAGCCGGCCGUGGCAGCGGCAGACGCAAUUGCCCUUCAUUGACGUCACUCCGCUCUCACUGCUUAGCGCUGGCCAUGCAUCAACCGCGAAUGGGUCCCCGUACCUGACCGAGCCGGCCCAGCUAUCGAGUUACCUGUUGUUACCUUGCCCGGUGGCCGCGACCAUGAGACGCAUCGAUCGUCUUACCGGCCCCUUGUUGGCGACUCUACGCCGCGCGCCCAAGGCCGUUGCACGCCCCGGCUCGCCGCUCCCGAGGCCGUUGCGCCGUGGCUUCUUCACAAAGGCUACGAGCCCGCGACUGCAAGACCGCAUCGGUGCCACCCUGCCCGCCGCCAUCAUUACCAGCGGCCUCUUCGUAUGGUGGCUCUACCCCUCAGAUGAUUUCGCUGAGCUGUCCUCCACGCCCAGAGGACGGCGUCAUGGUGGGCGUGAUGCGCACGCCGAUCUGGAAGAUGACCUGGACCACGUGGCCGAGCAGGACAAUGCCGACGACCAACAGGACGACCAGUCCGCGUGGACCAACUUUGCUCGCCGCUUCGAGUCCAUCUCUCUCAUGUCUGAUCUCGAGUGGACCGAGUGGUCGGACCGGCUUGUCGGCUUCAUACUUCCCGAGUGGUCCAAGCUGCUGCCGGGCUACAUGAGAAAGCUCCAGCGUGAGCUGUCCAUGUCACCGGGCUCCCUGGCCGACGAGAUAUGGCAAGAGGCACACGACCCUCUCGCCAACCCCGAGAUACGGUACUCUGCCCGCGUUCGAGUGUCAUCCGACCUGUGCGACGAGGAAAAGGAGUACCUGUCCCGCAGACGAAAGGUGGCCCGAGUGGCCCUGGCGAAAUAUCUCGGCCUUGGGGAGGAGGAUGUGCACCCUGAUGAUGUUCCCACCAUUGCCAUGUGCGGCUCGGGCGGUGGCCUCCGUGCCCUCAUCGCCGGCACGGGUUCGCUCCUGGCAACAGAGGAGGAUGGACUGUUCGACUGCGUCACUUACACGGCCGGUGUGAGUGGCUCCUGCUGGCUGCAAACCCUGUACCUUUCAUCCUUCACCGGCAGCAUUGGAGCCCUGCUGGAGCAUCUCAAGGCACGCGCGUCGACACAUAUUGCUUACCCGCCGGUGGCCUUUCAUUCGCUCAUAUCUCUGCCCACGAGCAAGUACCUGCUGAGCGGUCUGGUGGAGAAGCUCAAGGGCGACUCCAAGGCCGACUUUGGUCUGGUGGACAUAUAUGGCCUUUUGCUUGGUGCACGAUAUCUUGUGCCCAAAGGCGAGUUGGGUGUCAACGAUCGGGAUUUCAAGCUGUCGAACCAACGCGACUACGUCAAGCUGGGCCAACGGCCCUUGCCGAUUUACACGGCAGUCCGACACGAGAUUCCCCAAGUCAGUGAAGACGCCACGGCAAGCCCCUCCGAGGCAGCAAAGGAACAGGCAAAGCAGGAAGCGUGGUUUCAAUGGUUCGAAAUAACGCCCUACGAAUUCUUUUGCGAGGAAUUCGGGGCUGGCAUCCCGACCUGGGCCAUGGGGAGGAGAUUCAGAGACGGCAGUGACGUGCCUCCUGAAGACAGUUUCCACCUGCCCGAAAUUCGCGUUCCACUCCUCAUGGGCAUCUUUGGCAGCGCCUUUUGUGCCACGUUGAGCCAUUACUACAAGGAGAUCAGGCCGCUGGUGCAGAGCCUGACCGGCUUCAGCACCGUCGACGACCUCGUGUCCGGGAGGGACGACGACCUGGUCAAGGUGCAUCCAAUCGACCCCGCCAGCAUCCCGAAUUUUGCCUACAACAUGUACGGGAAGCUGGCCAAGACAACGCCUCAGAGCAUCUACCAGCAAGAGUAUAUUCAACUGAUGGAUGCCGGCAUGUCCAACAACUUACCCAUUUACCCACUCUUGCGCCCUGGUCGCGACGUCGACGUCCUCAUUGCGUUUGAUGCCUCGGCCGACAUCAAGUCGGACAACUGGCUCUCGGUGGCGGACGGGUACGCCCGCCAGCGAGGCAUCAAGGGGUGGCCAGUCGGCAUCGGGUGGCCCAAACCCGGCGAGUCCGUCAAGCAGACGACAAGAGAGCUCGCCGGCGCCGAGGCAGACUCGAUGCGCGAAGCGGAGCAGAGAGUGCGGGAUGCAAAGGCAGACCAGACGGCUCUCCGCGAGCAGGCAGGAGACAAGGCCAAGGACCUCUCCGGCAAGGACGAAGAAGCCAAGUUUGAGCCGGGAGACGAGGAGGCCGGCGAUCUGGGCUACUGCACUGUCUGGGUCGGGACCACGCAAGAACGCACGUCGGAGCCGCCACCCCCGUCUAAGAAGAUCUCCGAGGCCAAUACCUUCAACCUCAUGCGGCCCGACGCCGGCAUCGCCGUCGUCUACCUCCCCUUCCUCUCCAACGACAGGGUCCCCGACAUUUCCCCCGGCACGUCCGAGUUCCUCAGCACCUGGAACUUCGUCUACACCCCGGAGCAAAUCGACAGCGUCGUGCGGCUCGCGCGCGCCAACUACGAAGAGGGCAAGCAGCAGAUCCGAUCGACCGUUCGCGCCGUCUACGAGCGUAAGAAGCAGCUCCGCGAAAAGGCCGAGAAGGAGGUGCAGGAGACGAAGCUGCGGAAGAAUGCGCGGAGGGCUCUCAUGGGCCACGGGGACCAGUUCAGCUGAAAUCGUGUCACUAGACGUUUGGAUAUUGGAGGCCAUCUGCCCUAGACAUUUUAAUGCAAAUACAGUGAAAAGCCAACUACGUAGCCAUGUUGGCUUUUGGUCUGCCCGUGCCGCAAUGAGCCUUGAUUUGUUUUGUUUUACAGAGUGUUGUUAAUGUACAUACGCCGAUGAUGGGUCGUAUGAUCCAAACCCGCUUCCAGUCCACCCAGCACCAUCAUCACUGUACCUCGUACGCCAGUCCCGCCGCCCGUCCGCCGUGACGUCUCGAAACGUUUAGAUGAUCUCUCCGAUGUCGAUGUGCGGCGCCUUCCACGGCUGCGCGCCCUCCUCCAUCGUGUCGCUCGGCACCCGCACCUUGUUCCCGGGGCUGUACAGGUACCAAGCCUUGAGGGCGUUCAUCGACGCCUUCCGCCUCGCGAUGUCGAGGCUCGGCCCGGCGCCCUCUCCCAGCUUCUCCUUGCCGCUGUAGAUGCCGACCACAUAGACGGGCGUCCGCGACAGCCGGCCCGUCUCGCUCUCCAGCCGGGCCAGCGGCGCC
Messenger RNA from Purpureocillium takamizusanense, 3271 nucleotides. RefSeq names its product Phospholipase A(2). Gene Ontology annotation, biological process: glycerophospholipid catabolic process. Gene Ontology annotation, cellular component: cytosol. Gene Ontology annotation, molecular function: A2-type glycerophospholipase activity. The record is from RefSeq and is a predicted model, not a curated record. The coding region runs from base 271 to 2733 and encodes 820 amino acids. NCBI's taxonomy places the organism in Eukaryota, Fungi, Ascomycota, Sordariomycetes, Hypocreales, Ophiocordycipitaceae. The transcript has a single exon.